AUGGUUUCUCUAAUCGGCAUUGGCGGUGCGAUGAUUGCUAAUUACGGAUACCUCGAGACCGUGCCCUAUACCAACCGCUCCCACUUUGUUUUUCGCUCUCCCCUGGAGGAGCGUGAGCAUGCCGAGUCCCGCAUCGCCUAUUUGAAGGAGAAGUACGCUCCCGCCAUCCUCGACCAGCACCACCCUCACACUGUCCGCGUUAAUCGCAUUGCCUCUAAGCUCAUCCAUGCCGUCCACCGUGACCUCGUCACCAAGCGCCAUGACACUGUCACGCUCCAUAGUGACAAUGUGGGGUCAGCUAUGGAGGUCUUCAGCAGGACGAUGUGGAAGGAACGAAGGAAGCAGCCACAAACAAGGCAUCUCGAUGGGCUCAACUGGGAGGUGAUUGUCAUAAAAGAUAACCACAUCGAUAUGUGGUCCUUGCCCGCUGGCAAGAUUAUAGUACCCACUGGAUUGCUCAAGUUUUAUAAGACGGACGCUGAGCUUGCCUCUGUGAUUGCUCAUGAGAUUGGGCACAUCGUUGCAAGGCACUGGGCAGAGAAGAUCAUUUACGAUAAGUGGCUUCCUAGACCCCUGAAGUUGCCCUUCUGCCGAAGGGCGGAGACGGAGGCAGAUCUCAUUGGAAUGAUGCUACUUGGUUCAGCUGGUUUUGAUCCUCGCAUAGCGCCACUGGCCAUUGAGAAGCUAGGAGAUAGUAAUAGAGGAUUCCUCUGUACUCAUCCUUCGAAUAAGAAAAGAUCACAGCUUUUAUCCGAAACUGAGAUCAUGGAGGAGGCUCUGAAGUUAUAUAGAGAAGUUAAUCCCCAUCAAAACACUGAACGUUCCCUCCAGGUUAAGUUUUGAACAACUAUCACCGGUCAGAGGGACAGAACACUGGAAACUUCCUUACGGAUCGUCCUUCAACCAAGGUUCAUGCUGCUCCAGGCGGUGGCUCGUCCCUGGGCUACUUGUUUGGUGGAAAGUGAUGUUAAUUGAUGCUGCUUACUGCAAGAUGAAGUGGUCUGUAUCUCUGUUAUCCAUGUGGGAAAAACAAUCAAGUGUUUCAUUUCGGUAAUUUACCGCCUGCAUCGAUGUACCGUGUGUCUGUAUGGUUUCAUGUGGCCAAGCUGAUCUCCUGCUUGGAAGCUAGCUUUGCCUAAAACCUAUUGCUUUCAAGACUAAUCGUGUUGUUCGCAAGAUUUGGUGUGUCUAAUCCCCUUGUUU
Messenger RNA from Brachypodium distachyon (stiff brome), 1203 nucleotides. Its product is annotated as mitochondrial metalloendopeptidase OMA1. Bases 1 to 843 code for a protein of 280 amino acids. Gene Ontology annotation, cellular component: membrane. Gene Ontology annotation, molecular function: metalloendopeptidase activity. The transcript is spliced from 4 exons. The record is from RefSeq and is a predicted model, not a curated record. Lineage: Eukaryota; Viridiplantae; Streptophyta; Magnoliopsida; Poales; Poaceae.